Bactrocera dorsalis (oriental fruit fly) is the source of this 1846-nucleotide messenger RNA. RefSeq names its product DNA-binding protein modulo. NCBI's taxonomy places the organism in Eukaryota, Metazoa, Arthropoda, Insecta, Diptera, Tephritidae. Gene Ontology annotation, molecular function: RNA binding. The transcript has 4 exons. The record is from RefSeq and is a predicted model, not a curated record. Bases 96 to 1754 code for a protein of 552 amino acids.
UAAACACGUGUAUCCUCAAAAGCGUGGUUCAUUCAUUUUCAAUAUUCGAUCAGUCGGUUCCAUUUAGAGCAGAAGUAAUAUUUCAAAGAUUAAAUAUGAAGCAAAGAAAAUCAAAUGUUGGGGUAAAAUCAUCUUUAAAUGGUGUGAAAAAUGAUAGCAUCGUGAAGAAGCAAAAAAAAAAUGAAGUAAGCACUCCAGCAAAAGGAACACCGGCAAGGAACAAUCAAAAGAAACUUGGCAAAACUCCUGUUAAGGAAGUACCACCAAAGAAGGUAGAGGUAGAAGAGGAAGAAGAAUCCGAGGUGGAAGAGGAUUCAGGUGCCGAUGUCGCUGAAGACGUUGUUAACGAAGGUGAAGAUUCUGAAGCUGAAGAUGAAGAUGAGGAUGAGGACAACGAUGAUGGUGAUGAUGACGAUGAAAGUGAAGAAGAAGAUGAAAAUAUUGAAGGAUUGGUAGAAAACGAAGCAGAGGAAGAUGAUGAGGCUGAGGAUGAUAGUGAAGAGGAUGAUGACGAAGAACCAACUGAAGUACCGAUUGAAAAACGUGCUUCGGAAUCCCCAGCCAAGGCUAAGUCUAAGAAACCGAAGUCGUCGGAUGAGACUGGUGUGCAAAAAAUUAAAACUGGUGCUCCUCCAAAAUCAUUUCCAAAGGAGCAAGUGCUUAUUGUAAAAAAUUUGCCCAAAAAUUACAAACAAAUUGAGCUCGUCGAGAUAUUUGCAAAGUAUGGUACCAUAGAUACAAUUUAUAAUAUUCACGGACCAGCAAGCUGCGUUGCAUAUGUCGCAUAUACAUCACCUGAAGACGCCGAAGCGGCCCAAGAAGCAACAGACAAAAUUGCUAAGGUAAAAGGAGCCGUUUUAAAAGUAAACAUUCAAACACCCAAUCCGAAAAAACUUAAGAAGGCCGAGGAAUUUGAAGAAAGGAAGAAAAAAUUUGAGGAAAAUAGGGACCGCACAAUUUAUAUCAAAAAUUUAAAAGACGGUACCACAGAAGAUCAAAUUAAGAGUCAUUUCGCUAAUUGUGGUGCCGUCGAAAGUGUUAAAAUAUAUACAAAGAAUGGCUACACCUCCACUUGCUUUGUUUGUUUCGAAGAUAAGUCGGCAGUUCCAUCUGCUUUUAAGCUACACAAUUCAAUACUAAAUGAGAGUAACAUUUGGGUUAAUCAGGUCCACGAACAUGAGAUGGUUAAGGAUCCUAAGCGCACAAUUAUUCUUAGAAAUGGUUCCAAUUUACCAAACAUUGAGUUAUCUAAAUUAGAGGCAAUAUUCUCCAAGUGUGGCGAAAUCGAAGUCGAAAACACUUGCAUAUUCUGCACGAAAAACGUGUUGGCUUUUGUUACAUUUAAGGAUGAAAAAGCUGCUAAAAAAGCUUUAAAACUGAAUGGUACCAGUGCGCAAGAUAUCGAUUUAGAAAUUGAAGAGUAUAAAGUAAUUACACCCAAAUAUAAAACAACUGUUUUUAUACAGAAUAUAAGACCAGGUGUAACCGAAGAAGAAAUUCGUGAGCUUUUUGCUUCCACAGGGCCAAUUGAAAAUGUGAUGAUAAUAGGUAACUUCGCCACUGUUAGAUUCGCGGAUACUGACGGUUUUUGCAAAGCUUUCCUCUUAAACGAGUCGGUUCUGCGCGGACAAGUAAUAUUCUUAGAACCAUAUUCGGAAAAGAAAAGAAGAAAUCAUCAUAAUGCACCAUUUAACCGUAAAAGACCUGCGGGUUUCCAAUUUAAGGGCUUUGCCAAAAGGAGUAAACCUAACUAACUGAGCUGUAGCUACGUAUAUUUUUUAAUUUUCCCACGUGUGAAAAGAAAUUUUUACUUAUAGUUCUAAAUAUAAUGUAUUAAACAAAAUUA